CAAGGCCACGUCAAAAAGAAUAACCUAUGUAUAUAACCUUUGCGAUUUGUGUGAUAUGUAGCUGUCAAAGCAAUCAGCUGUUGUCACAGUCGACAAGUACAGGGAUAUUGAAAUACCAAUUUUUCAGGCAGUGAUUAAUGAUUCAACAUGACGUGCUAAUCAAAGGAUGAACUGUGUGAAAUAAAAUUUCCCAUGCUUCGAUCCCAAACGUCCAGUACAUAAUUGGAGUAUUCAAUUCUGUGCAGCUACUUUUUAAUCAUAGGGCAUACAGGCGUGUAGUGUGUAAUCUAUGAAUUUAGGCGUAUUCAACAGAGUUAAUCUCAAGGAUUCCCAAGGAGGAAUGUAUUCAGAAUGGGCUUCACUGAGUACCCUGAUCCAGCAGGGCUCAGAGGAAAGUCAAAGUGUACUCGAAAAAUUUCCCCCUGGUGCAGGGAGAGAUGUAGCACUAUCCAUAGUACACCAACUUGCAGCUAAUCUUGGUAUUACCCAAGCAGGAGAGCCCAGUCCACUCUGCACUGAUAAAGAAGUUCAAUGGUGCAUGGAAGUGAUAUGUUUUGGUUUGUCAUUACCAUUAGCUGAGCAUGAUACUGUCAGAGAUUGUGUCAACAUAUACUGCGAGUGGCUGUCUGCGUUGUAUUCCACACCCAAAGUUUCUGUGCCAGGACCGAUCAUAGAUGAUCCAAACUUCUAUGCUAGAAAAAUUAUAAGCCAUUUUCAUAAUUUAUUCGUCCCAAGGAAAGGAGAAGUCUGGCCUUUUUUAUAUCAGGAUCUAGGUACAGAUACAAUAAAUCGACAGGCUGUUCUGUGUCAUCGAGUAUUAAGGACUUUACAGCAGAUUGCAAGAGGCCCGGCAACUUUGGAAAGAGAAACAUGGGAGAGUCUGCUGUUGUUUCUCAUUGGUAUCAAUGAUGCAUUACUGGCACCACCGGCGACUAGAGAAGAUGCAGGAGAACAGCUCUGCGAAAGAGUGCUUGGUGUAUUGUUGGAAGUAUGGCUAGUAUCCUGCGAACGCAGUUUUCCAUCACCUCCCUUAUGGCGCACGUUACGAGAAUCUUGCUUGCGAUGGCGUCACAGAUUAGCUUUGGUGGAACAAUGGAAUCGCGUGUGUCUCGCCCUUACGGCAAGACUACUGCAGAUCAUGUAUGGGCCAAUGUUCCCUGAAUUAAAGAUCAGUGAGGAAGACACACAACUUGUACCACCUACUAUGCCGGACGAAGCUGUAGCGCAAGCAUGGUACAGAAUGCUGCGUACUAUUGGCGAUCCCGUGGAUCUGUGUAGACCCGCCAUUGUGUCGCAAACGCAAGCAUUUUUACAAUACGCUAUUGCCAGUCCAAAUGUUAUAGAUCCGUGCCAACAUCCAUGUCUGCAGAGUUUGCCACAGAUAUUUCUGAAAGCUAUAAAAGGCAUAGCGGGUCAAGUUGACGCCUUUCUCGGAGUUUCACAGGCAUGUUGCUGGGAGGAAUGUUGUGUAUCCAACGUUGCGUCGGGAAAUAAUAGCACAGGAAGUGGGGGUGUCGGAUGGGAUAGGUCGAGCAGCAAGGAUCAGCCUCAACCUUCCCCUACACCCCCAACGCAACGCAGACUUGCCAAAAGUUUCAGUGUCACUCCCUCUGCGGUUACUAAGGGAAUUCCGAAAGCGUCAUUAAUUGGAUUAACAACAAGCCGCGUAAUCAGUACACCACCGAUGCUGAUAUCUAAUUCUGGGCCAUCGUCUGCUUCGAGUACAACAUCUAUGACUUCACUUGGCCAAGACAUCAGACCUCCUUUAGCCCCAGGACGUCCUAAGUGUAAUAGUAUACUACAUCUUUUUGGGGAAUGGUUAUUCGAAGCUGCGUUUAUCGGCACUGAGGGUUGGUCACAAAAUUUACCGCAACCAUCGGGUGCCUCGAAACGUCCAUCUUCAGUGCUUGUAGACGGACCAAGUUCGUUGCAAGAAACCGUAAAUGACGUACCAUCGACGCUCUGCAUAGAUCGCUAUGAGUCAGGCAGAGCGGAGGCAUUGGGCGCUCUAUGUAGAAUUUUUUGCGCUAAGAAAACAGGCGAAGAGAUCUUACCUGUAUACUUAGCCAGAUUUUAUCAAGCGAUGUAUCAUGGUCUCAAGGUGAACGAGUCGCGCGAAUGUGGCGAAACGUUGGCGAGUAUUUUGUUAAAUUCAGCCGACUUGUUUCGCCUCGAUUUAAACGGCAUACAAGUAUUGGUACCGGCCGUAUUAUCCGCCUUGGAAGUCGUCCUACCGGAGAAAGACUUGAAACUGAGAUCCAACUUAGUGUCAAAGCCGGAUUUAAGAAGAGCGUCGAUACAUUUAUUGAUAUCGAUGUUAACGUUGCCCCUGCACUUUCAGAAUCUCGCCAUCAAGGAACUUCCGAUAUUCCCAGGAACAAAUUCAUCCGAGAAAACUCCCAUAACGUUUAUACAAUUAAAAUCGAGAUUGAUGAAUUUGCUCAUAAAUGCUUUACAAGUGGAGACCGAUCCUCAGAAUACACAUAUGCUGUUAGGGGCUCUUUUACUGAGUGUACAAGAUUCUGCAGAAGCGGAAGAAGUAGAACAAGUCACGCAACCAGACGUCGUGGCGAAUGACUCCACCACCAAUUUAUUAUCCUCAGUCACCAGCGAUUCAGCCAGUCAAAUAAGUAUAUCCAGUGAUCAGCGAUCAAUUGGCGAUGCCUCUGAUAUUGCGACUCUUCAAGAGGAAUGCAUUGCAUUCGACUCCGCGCACGCUCUUUUCGUACGCGCUACAUACUUUGUGUGUCAUUGUUUGAUUUCAUCGUGGAAGACUGACUUGAAUAUCUCUCUAGCAGCGUUAGAGAUGCUGUCAGGAUUAGCACGCACACGUAUUCGCGAAACAGCGAGGAAGCUUACAGAUGCACUAGAAUGCAAAAGAGCAGUGAAAUGGUUGUGCGACUACAUUGCGUAUCAAUGUUGGCGUCCACCUCCGGCGCAUUCUAAGGAUCUCCAUUCUUCCAUCGUUGCAGCAUUUAGUUGCUUGACAACUUGGUUGACCGCGCAUCCACAAUUAUUACAGGACAAAGACUGUCUGACCACAGUAUUAGAAGUCGUUGAACUCGGAGUGUCCGGCACUAAGAGCGUUGGAAAACCAGGUGAACCCAUUAAAAUGAAGGAUGAAAAAGAACUGAAGCCUGCGUCCAUGCGUGUAAGAGAUGCCGCUGACGCGCUUCUCACUAUUCUGUUAGAACAGGUCGGCUAUUUUCCAAGUGCUUGCGGAGCGCAAUCGCUCUCGUCGUUAUUGGACGAAGUUUCAUUACUUCGACACUGCAACAGCUGGACUGGUGGACGUGUGGCCCGGCAAGCGGCCGUGGAGAGAUUUCGUUACUUCGUUUCUGAGAAUGCAAUAGUACUAGCUCUGUUAGAGGAGCCUCUAGGAAAUGAUCAAGAUCCUCAACCGACCGUGACAGUUCUGAUCCGCGGACCAUUCGGCAGACACGCGUGGACGAUGCAGCUGCGUCAUUUACCGCGUCACCGGUCCAGCAUCAGAAGCAUUAAUAGCAAUCCUGGCAGACCGUUGCCAUUGGCUGAGGCCGCUCCAAGAACAGACUAUAAGCCAAGAUUCUUCCCAGAUAAUGUAGAUCGCAUUCCCCAUUGUAAAGUGGACGAAUCAAUACCAAGUCUUGAGGCAGUUAUGAGUGACAACGACGCCGUACGAAAUGAACACCAAAUUCUUGCACAACUCUUAGAGCGCCAAAUAACGCUCGAGACCAAAUAUGACAAUGGUAAUGUAAAAAAUACGGAAGAGAAGAGCGACGAGUGCGUGCCACCGCAGAUCUGUCAUGAAUUUCAAACGGCACGUCUGUUCUUGAGCCAUUUUGGCUUCUUAAAUAUGGAACCUAAGGAAAAUGAGGAGUCUAGAGAUAGCGGUCUUAUUGCUUUAGAUCCAACUAUUCCCGGAUUUUGCAUAGAUUUGGAAACAUUAGAUAACAUUAGUCCACGAACAUGUGAUACCGUUCAUAUAUUUUAUGUAAAAGCAGGUCAGAAAUCUGCAUCGGAAAUAUUAUCAAAUGUGCUGCAUGAGGAAAAUGUAUCGCCGAACUUUUUGGAGUUUUUAAGUUCUCUCGGCUGGGCCGUUUCUGUGUCUGCUCAUGCAGGCUGGACCGGUCAUGUAUCCACCUCUUGGAGGGCAACGGCGCAGGUGAACGUGCCGCAACCGGCUCAUAGCAAUCACGGCGGAGCGCUUUAUAAUGGCGACACGCACGUGUUGUACUGGGCCGACGUAAGUUCAGAAAUUGCAUUUGUGGUACCUACUCAAUCGUAUCUCAUGGCCAGCUCGGACUCACUAGAAGAGACUAGCAGUUAUAGCAGCGAUAUUAGUAGUGGUCAAGCAUGGUUCGAACGAAGUAUCAGUGAAAGCACGGAUACUCGGAUCUCUGGUGUAUCACAAAAUACAACGCAGACUUCAAGAGCGAUGUCACUCGACUUGGAAAAACAACCGUCGAGUUUGUCGGGAAUAGGCCCGACAAAUUCGUCAAGUGCGGAUCCUAUUAAACCAAGAAGAUCGACGAAACAGGCUCUACCAUUGCAAACUAAUACAAAAAUUAUGGUUGUGUGGUUGGAGAGUUUAGAAGAUCAUAUCCAAUUUCCGAUUGGUGAUCUGCUCCCUGCCACUUGUACUGGAUUGGAGCAAUCGAGGAUAACGCAAGCUACCGAUGUACAAGUUAUUUUUUUACAAGCUCUUGCUAGUGGUUUAAUGCGGGUCAGAUUGCAGGGACCAGUUUCUAGAAUAAAUCUAGCAACACCUCUAAUUGAUGGUAUGGUAGUGUCGAGAAGAGUCUUGGGAACACUAGUUAGGCAAACAACUCUUAAUAUGGGACGCAGAAAAAGACUUGAUAACGAUAGUUAUCAUCCACCGCAUGUGCGAAGACGCUUGAAAAUUCAAGAGAUGGUACAGAAAUAUAAGAGAAAUCUGACAGAUCCAGAAUUGUUAACGCUUUUAUUUAGCAGUACUCAGACUUAUCGAGCAUAAAUAAGUCUUUUCGAGAAUCUCGAAUGAACUUAAGGAAAAAGGCAAUUUGAUAACAUUAUUGCAAGUUUAUGCGAUCGUUCGGAACGACACAAUGUCCUACAUCAUAUGUUUUAAUACAAGUAUUACACAUAAAAUUCUGCAUCUUAAUCAUUAUUUUAUUACUCGUUAAAUCGGUAUUGUAGAUAGCGCUGUAAGAUAUAAAUUAUAUUCAUACUUCAUAAUCAAAUAAUUACUUCAAUAUAAAAUAAUUAAAUGUAUCAUUAAAUUAAUUUAUUAUAUCUAUAAUAAUAUAUAUGUAUAUGUAUUCUAUACACAUCCUCUGUAUUGCAUAAUUCUUCUAAUGAACUAUUCCACAGAUCUUACAGAUUGUUCUACCGACAAUCAAUUACGUAUUCAACAUUGCCAUUGUUCUACCUGUCUUUGGUUACGCAAGCAAGAAUUAAAAUUUUUCUCCAUACAUACAUUAUAUGAUUACCGUAAAUAUUAGCAUGCUUCUUGUAUAUAGGAUUAUAAGAAUAUCACGAUAAGAAAUCUGUUCGAUAAAUUAAUUAAAGGAUCACUUGCCUCGUAUCUGCUCUGGGGUCAAUUUCAGAUAUAUUGAUUAAUAAAUGAAACGUUUCACACAUGGUUCUACGACUUAAAACGAUAAAUAACGAUUCUACUGAUAAAUAUUCAAAGUCUUUACAAAAAUAACAAAAGUACGUUGGAAAAGAGAAUUUUUGUUUUAUUAUUAUCUUUUAUUUUAAUAAUCAAUGAAGUGGAACUUUAUAAAGCAUCGUUUCAUAAUACGAUCAGAUCAUGUAGCGAUUUUUAUAUAAUACCAUACUAUUACGAAAUUAUUGACUGCGCGUAAAUUAUCUGACACUGUUUAAUUAUCCUUUUUGGAAAAAUAUUCUGUUUUCUUGCAUCAUUCAUUAUAUCUUCAAUUCAAUGCUUAUCUGCUUCAUGUAUUUUACAUACAUUCGAUAUCUGUACUUACACUACGAUUCUAUCAGUCAACAAGUCAAACAGGAAUGACUAUAUAAUUUUUUUCUACUUUUCAUUAUCGCGGUUGCAAUAAAACGUUCUCUCCAUUUUUCGACAAUGAAAUCACAUCUAUAUUAGGAAGACGCCUAAGUGUUACGCAAACAUGUAUAUCUAUUAUUAUAUUAUUCUAUUAUUAUUAUUAUAUCUAUUAUUAUUAUAUCUAUUAUUAUUGUUAAUUUUACAUCAUUUAUGACAUUGCUAUUAUUGAAACAUAUAUUUAUACAAUAUAAAGGAAUUAUCACUUUUUAAA
Messenger RNA from Odontomachus brunneus, 6251 nucleotides. RefSeq names its product ral GTPase-activating protein subunit beta. The coding region runs from base 290 to 4975 and encodes 1561 amino acids. Lineage: Eukaryota; Metazoa; Arthropoda; Insecta; Hymenoptera; Formicidae. Gene Ontology annotation, biological process: regulation of small GTPase mediated signal transduction; activation of GTPase activity. Gene Ontology annotation, molecular function: GTPase activator activity. The transcript has 24 exons. The record is from RefSeq and is a predicted model, not a curated record.